Molecule: messenger RNA, 1946 nt
Organism: Cuscuta epithymum
Lineage: Eukaryota; Viridiplantae; Streptophyta; Magnoliopsida; Solanales; Convolvulaceae
Source: the annotation of a GenBank genome assembly
CUGAGGUAGCUGCCAGCGUUCCAGUUCCGGUCUUCGUCUAAGAUUAAAUAGAUAAGGCCGCUGGUGGGCUCAAGAAGGGACUUUUAAGUAGCAUUUCAGUAUUCCGCCAUUGGUUUGAGCACUCACUGACCCUAGUUUAUGUUGAUUUAUUUAAAGCCAUCCAUGCUUCCACUAUACGCAGCAAUGUCAUUGGCCAUAUAAUUGUAAGGGACUUUUGUCUUGCCGCUAGAAAUCACCAUCUGCUACUGAUAACACUGAUUUUGCCCCUCAACGUUGUCAAGCUCAGUAGCUCACAGGCACUGAUGGGGCGCUCUCUUCUCUCACAACUCUUUAUCCUCAACAGCACUGCUCCCCGCUUCUCUUCUUCAGUGUUAAGAAGACCAGGAUUGAUUCCUCAGAUCCAUAGUCAAAGUUUCCAGUGCCUUUGCAGCACCCCUAUAUCUGAGUCUUCUGUUUCCGAGAAUCUUCCGAGCUCUGUAAAGUAAUGACAUUUUGAAUUCUACUGCAAAUAUAUGAAGGAUUGAAGGAAGAGAAUAGUCUCUGGUGUACAGCCAACAGGGUCUAUACACCUUGGGAAUUAUCUCGGUGCCAUAAAAAAUUGGAUCCAGUUGCAGGUGGGGGCGGUCUUGGAUAUGUAGGAUCAAGGAGCUUAUUCCACACCAGCAAUAAUAUUCCAUUUCAUAUGUAUAACAUUGGCAACCUGUUGGCAACAGGAUAAGCAUGACACUUUCUUCUUCAUUGUAGACCUUCAUGCGAUAACUUUGCCAUAUGAUGCACCGCAUUUACUUAAAGCAACUAAGGACACAGCAGCUCUUUAUUUAGCUUGCGGUGUGGACCCUACGAAGGCUACAGUUUUUGUACAGUCGCAUGUUGCUGCUCAUGUAGAAUUGAUGUGGCUACUGAGUGCUGCCACUCCCAUUGGUUGGCUCAAUAAAAUGAUUCAAUUUAAAGAGAAAUCACGGAAGGCGGGAGAUGAAAAUGUUGGGGUUGCCCUUCUAACCUAUCCUGUACUGAUGGCUUCUGAUAUUCUUCUAUACCAGCCUGAUCUUGUUCCUGUUGGAGAGGAUCAGAAGCAACAUCUUGAAUUGACACGAGAGCUUGCAGAACGAAUUAACUAUUUAUAUGGAGGUAAAAAAUGGAAGAAGUUGGGAGGGCGAGGUGGUCCAAUAUUUAAGGUACCUGAACCUCUCAUUCCACCUGCUGGAGCUCGAAUAAUGUCCCUUACUGAUGGCCUCUCAAAGAUGUCAAAGUCUGCACCUUCUGACCAAUCUCGUAUCAACUUGCUUGAUCCAAAAGAUGCAAUAGCAAAUAAGAUAAAACGUUGCAAGACUGACUCAUUGAGUGGCUUGGAAUUUGACAACCCUGAUAGACCAGAAUGCAACAAUCUUCUUUCAAUUUAUCAGCUUGUGUCGGGCAAGACAAAGCAGGAAGUUACAGAGGAAUGCCAAAAUAUGAGCUGGGGAGCUUUUAAGCCUUUGCUUACAGAUGCUUUAAUUGCACAUCUACAUCCUAUCCAGGUUAGAUAUGAGGAAAUAAUGUCUGAUAGUGACUGUUUGGAUAAAGUGUUAGCAGAAGGCGCUAUGAAUGCAGCAAACGUUGCAAAUGCCACUCUCCAAAAUGUUUACCAGGCAAUGGGGUUUAUGCGGCGAUGAUUAUAAAUUGUCUUCGUUUUAAAAAAUCACAGUAUUUAGUACGUAGUAUUAGUUAUACAAUAAGGUACAUUUUCCAUUUCCCUUAGAUUCUUUUAGCCAUAAGUACCUGUACCUUGUGUUCAUGUAAGUAUGUAACCCAAUGAACCGCGAGUCUCUAGAUUCAAUCCAUUAGAAAAAUAGGGAGUAUCACCCAUUCCCCCAUUCAGCUUAGAGCAAUUGGAAGAACGAUUUAAAAAAUACUUAACUUACUCAGAAGUUAAUUAAAAAAAGAAUUUUAUGAGAGUAAAUUGUCAC